AUGCGGAAAUCCGAAGCAGAGGUCAAUACUUUGAAGGAAUAUAGUACAGUUUUACUUCAUGUCUCCGGUAUACCACAAUAUAAGAAAAACUUUACACAAGUGUUAAGCAUAAAGAGAUGGGUCAGGCAAAAGAAUCAGGAGUUCUGGCCUCCAGAACAAAGACCACAAGGUAGAGACAUGGAGGAACAAAUGAACAAACCUAUUGAUGCACAGAUCUGUGGUCAGUCACAUUUCAACCCAACACCAAACGUUGCAUCUUCGUAUAUCGUUGGAGGUCAAAAUGCAAAUUCUGGUGAUUUUCCUUGGCAAGUUGGAAUAGUAGAAAAUGGGUAUCUCAUUUGUGGAGGUACCUAUGUGCUUGGUGGUAGAGGUGAAGUGGUGGUUGUCACAGCAGCUCAUUGUGUCGAAAAUCGGGUGAAUCGUUAUUCUGUGGUAUUCGGAAUGCAUAAAACCACUGAGCCGGGAAGCCGACAGAUUUUUCAAGCUUCAGACAUAAUCUCACAUAGGAGAUAUAACAGUCGAACAAUGGCAAAUGAUAUCGCAAUCAUUAAGUUCAAUAACGUGUUCCCUACUGAUCUGAGUGGAACAUUCGCUUCGCCUGCCUGCCUUGCUAGCAGAGACUAUCGAGACAAUGAAGAUGCUGUAGUAUCAGGGUGGGGAACCACAAGUGAAGGCGGUGAUAGCUCAUCAACUCUUAAAUAUGUUUGGAAGCCAAUUCUAAACUAUGAUUUCUGCGACACACAAACUGGUAAUGCAGGUCAAAUAGAUGGUACAAUGUUGUGUGCGGGAAAUACAGGAAAGGAUGCUUGUCAGGGUGAUUCCGGUGGUCCAUUGGUUGCUUACAGAGAGGGCAGAUGGGAACUUGUUGGUGUGGUGAGUUGGGGAUUUGGAUGUGGUCAAGCCAACUAUCCUGGCGUGUACGCUGAUGUCUACUAUUUUCUGAACUGGAUUUACAACUGUGGCCUGUCAACUUUCAGUCCUACACCAAAAGUUGCAACUUCAUACAUCGUUGGUGGUCAAAAUGCAGAUUCCGGUGAUUUUCCUUGGCAGGUUGGAAUAGUAGACAGUGGAUAUCUCAUUUGUGGAGGUACAUAUGUACUUGGUAGUAAAGGUGACGUGGUAGUUGUCACAGCAGCUCAUUGUGUAACGGGCGGAUCGUAUUCUGUGGUAUUUGGGAUGCAUCGGACAACUACGUCAACAGGAAGACUGGUCAUUCCAGCUUCGAGAGUAAUUUCACAUGAAUUUUACGACGAUAUAAAAAUGACGAAUGAUAUCGCAAUCAUUAAGUUUAAUAACCUGUAUCCUGCUGAUCUGAGUGGUACAUUCGCUUCGCCUGCCUGCCUUGCCAGCAGAGACUACGGUGACAAUGAAGAUGCCGUGGUAUCAGGGUGGGGAACCACAAGCGAAGGCGGUUCAAGCUCAUCUACUCUUAAAUAUGUUUGGAAGCCGAUUCUUAACUAUAAUAUCUGUAACACACAAACUGGUAAUGCAGGCGAUUUAGAUCAAACAAUGUUGUGUGCUGGUAAUGCAGGGAAGGAUGCAUGUCAGGGUGAUUCCGGUGGUCCGUUGGUUGCUUACAGAGAUGGUUUUUGGGAACUUGUUGGUGUGGUGAGUUGGGGAUACGGAUGUGGUCGAGAUAACUAUCCUGGCGUGUACGCUGAUGCGUUCUAUUUGCGGGACUGGAUUCACGCAAAUUUCUAA
Mercenaria mercenaria is the source of this 1701-nucleotide messenger RNA. Its product is annotated as transmembrane protease serine 9-like. The record is from RefSeq and is a predicted model, not a curated record. Gene Ontology annotation, molecular function: serine-type endopeptidase activity. The transcript is spliced from 16 exons. Gene Ontology annotation, biological process: proteolysis. The coding region runs from base 1 to 1701 and encodes 566 amino acids. Lineage: Eukaryota; Metazoa; Mollusca; Bivalvia; Venerida; Veneridae.